Molecule: messenger RNA, 1236 nt
Organism: Nerophis lumbriciformis (worm pipefish)
Lineage: Eukaryota; Metazoa; Chordata; Actinopteri; Syngnathiformes; Syngnathidae
Source: RefSeq, a predicted model, not a curated record
AUGGGUGACCGCGACCACUGCCCGCCGGAGAGCGCUUUAGCCUCGGCCGACCACGUCACGGUCGUGUUCCACAAACUUGCCAGUCAUGGCGAGAAAAUUAGCGAAAGCGAGAGCGACGGCGGUCGCUGCUGCGGCGACUCGGAGCCGCCGGAGGAGAGAGCGUUCGUGCGUGGGCGUCGGAACCACGGCGGGGAUGCUGUGGAGGAGAUAGCCGAUGACAAGUCGCCGGAAGGCGGCGAGAGGGAAACGCUAUGCCCGCCGGCGUCGCUCGUCAACGAGAAGGCAUCAUCCGCCGGCGGCGAGAGCGCCAGCAAAGUGAAACCAAAAAGAUAUCCCGGUCUUGGUUUGUUCUACGCCUUCCUGGCCACAGUCUUCUUCUCCAUCAUCUCGCUUAUAGUGAAGACCAUCCAGGGAGUGCACGCCAUCGAGAUCAGCGGCAUCCGCUGCUUCUUCCAGAUGCUUUUCAUUGUACCCUUACUCAUCUACAACAAGACAGGCUUCCUUGGUCCUCGGGAUAAACGUCUGUAUCUGACAUUACGUGGCUUCCUGGGCUCCAACGCCAUGAUUUUGCUUUUCUACGCUGUGCAGCAGAUGCCACUGGCGGACGCCACCGUCAUCAUUUUUAGUAAUCCAGUUUUCACCUCCCUGCUGGCCUGGGCGUUCCUGAAGGAGAAGUGUACGAUCUGGGACUGCGUCUUCACCGUCUUCACCUUGACCGGCGUCAUCCUCAUUGCUCGACCGCCGUUUCUGUUCGGGGAAAAUAUCAAAGGCAUUGAGGGAAACUACGCCAAUCAUAUUAAAGGGACCAUCGCUGCUUUUGCAGGCGCGAUCGGUGCCGCCUGCACCAUGGUGAUCCUCCGCAAGAUAGGGAAAAGCGUGCACUACCUCCUCUCGGUGUGGUAUUACGCCGUCAUCGGUUUUGUCGAGUGCUUGAUCAUGGUAAGCGUGCUGGGGCAGUGGGAACUGCCGCCGUGCGGCUGCGACCGUUGGAUGCUGAUGCUCAUCGCCGUCCUGGGCAUCGCCGGCCAGAGUUUCUUGACCAAAGCGCUUCAGCUGGAGAAGGCCGGCCCGGUGGCGUUAAUGCGGACCGUGGACGUGGUGCUGGCUUUCUUUUUCCAAUUCGUCUUCUUGGGCCAAAAGCCCAGCUUCUGGAGCCUCGGGGGGGCGCUGUGCAUCGUCGUGAGCACCAGCGGCGUGGCCUUGAAGAAGUGGUACAGCAGCUCGCGCAAAAGCUGA